This is a messenger RNA of Effrenium voratum, 554 nucleotides long. NCBI's taxonomy places the organism in Eukaryota, Dinophyceae, Suessiales, Symbiodiniaceae. The record is from the annotation of a GenBank genome assembly.
AGCCUGGCUCGGGCAUGAAUUUGCGCCGUGGGCCAUGGCGGGCCGUGUGGCUCCCGGCGGACUCAUCCACACAGGUGGCAGCGUCCCCGACACCAGCUCGGAUGUAGAGGAGGCGCCGGGCAGCAACCUGAGCUUCCCGUCCCUGAUCCUGGGCGGGCACAGGGCCCCCGUCUGUGCGGUCGCCUGGCUGCCGGGCGAGAAGGUGCUUACCGGCUCCCAUGACCAGAGCGCCAAGGUCUGGAACGCCCGCACCGGGGUUUGCGAACACACUCUGCAGGGCCACGAGGGGCCCAUCGCCGCGGUGGCGGGCGAUCGUGCCGGCCUGCGGGUGCUCCCGGCGGACCACGCCGGCGCUUGGGCUGCUGAAAGGGUCACGGGCUUGGGCCUGCUGGGUUUUGUAGCUGCCGGCUAUGGCGUCUCGUUCGCGAACUCGUGCGAGUUGACUUCAAGUGAAAGGAUCUGUUUUUGACCGAAUUCAGGUCACCUAUUCUGGACAAAAGCUGAGGUGGUCGAAAGGGCUGGCUUGUGUGGCUCGUUCUGCCUGACUCGGAUGU